This is a messenger RNA of Hippocampus zosterae (dwarf seahorse), 4150 nucleotides long. RefSeq names its product prostaglandin E receptor 4 (subtype EP4) c (gene ptger4c). Gene Ontology annotation, biological process: cellular response to prostaglandin E stimulus; negative regulation of inflammatory response; adenylate cyclase-activating G protein-coupled receptor signaling pathway. Gene Ontology annotation, molecular function: prostaglandin E receptor activity. The record is from RefSeq and is a predicted model, not a curated record. Gene Ontology annotation, cellular component: plasma membrane. Lineage: Eukaryota; Metazoa; Chordata; Actinopteri; Syngnathiformes; Syngnathidae. Bases 226 to 1656 code for a protein of 476 amino acids. The transcript has 2 exons.
UCACAGUCCUGACAUCAGCACCGAGCUUAAAUACCCGCACACAGAGUAGGAGCGUGUACACACAAGCAAGCGCACCUCCAUGCGGGAUAAAAACACUUGAAGUGAGCAGCAAGUCGCACCCGAUGCUCUUUCUGAUCUUUGUUGCUUGCUUUGUUUUGGGAUGAUCAAAAGUAAAAACUCUUUCGGCCGUUUGCUGUUGUUGUCGUUAUGGUUUAUUUUUCCUAAAUGAUGAUCAACGACACCGCGGCGUUGGACGCAAACGGUUCGGAGUCGGCUCUCUCUCUGGGGCACAACCACAGCGCGUUCCCCACGCUGAGGCUCGAAUCCCGGUCACUGGUCACCUCGGCCACCAUGUUCGCCGUGGGCGUCCUGGGGAACGUGAUCGCCAUCGUGGUCCUGUGCGUGUCCAAGAAGGAGCAGAAGGAGACUACUUUUUACACGCUGGUGUGCGGCAUGGCCAUCACGGACCUCCUCGGGACGUGUUUCACCAGCCCGGUGGUGAUCGCCACCUACGUGGCCGGCCGGUGGCCCGGCGGAGCGCUUCUUUGUCACUUCUUCUCCUUCUCCAUGCUCUUCUUUGGCUCGGCCGGCAUGUCCAUCCUGUGCGCCAUGGCCGUGGAGCGAUACCUGGCCAUUAAUCACGCUUACUUCUACUCCCAGCACAUAGACAGGACCAUGGCGCGUUUCGCCCUCCUCGCGGUCUACCUGGCCAACAUGGUCCUGUGCGUCAUGCCCAGUUUCGGCUUCGGGCAGCAUGUUCGACACUUCCCGGGAACUUGGUGCUUUCUCGACUGGAGGGCGACGGAUCCUCUGGGUGCCUGCUACUCGUUCUUGUACGGCGGGGUGAUGCUGCUGCUCAUCGCCGUCACGGUGCUGUGCAACUUGGCCGUGUGCAAGUCGCUGGUGGGCAUGAACCAGAGGACCGGGAUCGUUCGAGCCGAGCCGUGCGAGCAGGGCGGCUCCCGAAGACGCUUCCCACGGUUCCAGUCGGUGUCCUCGGCGGCGGAGAUUCAAAUGUUCUGGCUGCUCGUUUUUAUGACGAUCGUUUUCCUGGUGUGUUCCAUCCCUCUAGUGGUGAGAAUAUUCGUGAAUCAGCUUUACGACCCUGCUUAUAUUUCCGCCGGAGGGAAGCCCGACUACCGCAGCGACCUGUUGGCCAUUCGCUUCGCCUCCUUCAACCCCAUUUUGGACCCCUGGGUGUACAUCCUGUGCCGGAAAAACCUGCUUUUGAAGGGCUGCGGGAAGUUGAAGCGGGCAGUGACCCGUGUGAAAGAAAGCAGCGGAGAACAUCUCGGUUGGGUCGGAGGUCAGGACUCCCCUCCGUCUUUCAACACAAACGACACCACCUACUCGUCGAUACGCCGGAAAGAUGCGGGGCAGCGAGCGGCCACCGAGGAAAAGCCUUCCUUCACCCACUUGGCCAUGAGACACGCCUGGGACUACGACACAGCUCGAGUCAACUUCCACCCGUUCAGCGUGGAAGCAAGUGCGAUACCUAAAGACGAAAACAAAGUUGAGGCUGAUGCAAAGCAGCAGCAGAGCGAUUCGGCGGAGGCCUCACCGGGACAGCCCACUUGUGCGCAUGUCAGGACAGGCGAGAUGGUCACGUGCACGUUUAGCACCCCGAGUUCCUGUCAGUCGGUCAAAUACCUCUAAGGCAGUGUUUCUCAUGCCUUUACUGAACCAAGGCAUUUAUUUUAAAUUUUGGAGAAAAAAAUGUCACGACACAUCCAGCCAUUAUGAUGAUCUCAUCUCAUUUUGCAUGAUUGGCAAAAUGUGGAUAUGCGUUAUGUAUCGGCGGAGAUUUAUAUGCCACUGUAUGUUGCUGCCAUUGACAGAUAAACAAUGAUAUAUUAUUUGGAGUAAAUACAAAGUUAAAGUGGAACAUUUUUCACAGCACUUCUGAUCUCUGAUGACGCUCUGAGCCAUGGCACAGGGGUUGGGAAUCACUCCUAUCAUAAAUGUAUGAUGAACUCAUUCACUCCCAAAGACGUUUUUAAACGUCUUUUCAGACUUGGUCCAGAAUUGGCCGGUACUGAAUGAGUUAAUAAUAAUGGAUCUUUUGCAGCCUGCAUAAAGAGACCAUUCAAGGGACACGUUAUUCCUUAACCUUGCACAGGAAUGAUAUCCAAGACAGAAGAUUUACAAAAAAAAGACAAAACGUCUCGAGUAAUCUGAAUAAUAAUGCUCAGUUUUGAUCAACACUGCCUCAUAGUGACAGGGCUUUCAAAUAGUUUGCUUACGUUACUAAGAUGAGAAGAGCAAGCUAUUGACACACAUCCCAGUACAAAAAAAGUGCAAUUUCGCAACAAUAUUAAUCAGCAUAUUUGUUUUUAUAUUGGUGUUCAAAUAUGAGGAUUAUGAUCUUGUGAAAGUGGAAUUUUUGAGAGGCAGCACAUGAUUUGUAUUAGUGAAUGUGAAUGUUUUUCCUCAUGGUUUGGAAGAGAGGCUAGCGCUUCUCAGUGAGCCAACAAUACAUUUAUUCCAUGUGACAAAUAUUUACUGUUUUUAAUACAGCUUUUAUGUCGAAUCUAUUUCGAAUGAGUUUUAAAAAGUAUGCAAACAAUGCACUUGUUUGAUUCUAAGUGGAGAACAUUUUUUUCCACAUUGGCAUGUUAAUUAUAAAUCAUUAUGACAGCCUCUCUAAUAACCGUGAUAGGAGAAAACUACCAACCGUCCGACAGCAUGAAAAGUGGAUCCAUGCCUGGACGUCCUUCAGUCCCUCUUACAAACUUGGACACUGUGAAAGCGGUGUGGGUCCCGAAAAAAAACACAUUUUAACCUCUGUGCCAAUUUCCCAGCAAGGAAAUGUGUGCAAACAAACAUUUUUUAUACCCAAUGGGUACAAACGAAACUUAACAUGUACUGUAUCGAUUUGUGUGACGUUUGUGUCUCAACACAAUGCAUGAUGGUGUCGCGAUGUACUUUUUCCAACGACGUGCUGCUAACCUUCUCCGUGCCAUAGAAAACUGAUGCAGGGAGGGACGACUGAAUGUAAACAAUUCAUCGAAGUCUUGUUGUGUUUUUUUAAUCCCACUUUUAAUGUUUUAAUAAAUUCUAAAAGAAAGAAAAAAAGCUUACUACAUGACGUGAUGUUGAAUGUGUGUAAAGAAUUAAAACGACGGUGAUGUGCUAACGUUCAGAAAACGUUUUUCAACUUGUUAUGAAGUUCCGAAUCGGCCAGCAGGGGGUGCUACAACACAAAAAGAUAAUUCUGGAGAGACGAGUAUUUGAAGGACAAAAGACCACAUCAUCAAAAUAGUUGAUAAAACAUGUGCGUAAAACGAUUAGGGAGAUGUGUGGGUGAAAUGGAGCCUAUCCCAGAUGACACUUUGGAUUGGUCGCCAGGCGACAAACCACUAUUCACGUUCACAUUCACCUCUAUGGACAACGGAGAGCGUGGAGAAAGCCUGAAAACACCCACAAAGCAGGCCGUGGGUAGAUUAAACUGACAUGGCAACACAAUGAGGCUGAAAUUUGAUUGGAUGAAAAAAAUGUACAUACAAAAAACAAAUGUACAUACCCAGACUGGAAGAAGAGCAGCAGGCGAAACGCUAUGAAAUGUAGAGAACCGACUGUUGGAAAGAGAUCAUUAGUAUUUCAUGGAACAAAUAUGACAAUUUCGGUUGUCACUCCAGUUCACUCUGACGGGUCAAGAGUUGUGGUUGCACUGUAAUAACGCAGAUAACGCAUUAGUCACUGAGAUUAGGUGUGCUGUGUUCUGUGUACAUACAAUCCAUUAAGAGACUGAAGUGUAUACAUGAAGUUAAAAUUCCGUCGUCGUCGGUGACUCAGCGUUCUGUUCAAUCAAUCAUCGGGCAGUGUGUGUGAGGUACUUUUAAGCAAGGAUAUUUAUUAUGCACACAAUGUCAUUUCACUAGACGUCGGUUUCGUGGUGAAGUUUUUCACCGAGGUGUUGUUUUCACAAAAACAAAUCCAGAAGUGAGCCCUUGGCAUCGGCUACAUGGUCCGACUUUUUUUUUUUUUUUUUUUGAGGAGUUGGACUGCUCUGAAAAGAGAUUCGGCACCUUCAUGAAGUAUGUACAUUGUGAAUUGGGGUUUGGGGGGGAACAGAAAUAAUACGAAAACUGACGUUUGGCAAUAAAUAGAUAUACAUCUACGAUACAGAGUGGAAUAAAACAGCUCUCAU